UUCAGAGGGGUGCUCUGAAUUCGACACUUUUUGGUAGUGACGAAUGUGUUAACGAGGAUAGAAUGGAAACAUAUGAGUUUGACCAUAUAAGUAGGAUAAAUAAGGAACUCGUUCCGGAAAAUGGUAUUAAACUUGUAAAUAAUACAUUGGACAAGAAUCCAAGUGGUAAUGUUGUCUCUUUGAUAGAUAACCAAGAAGGCCAAAGUAGUCCCCAAGAAAUUUGUAUGGAGGAAUCAGGAAAUUUAGACGAGGAAAACUAUAGUUGAAAGGUCACUGAAGCUCUUGAUUUGUCUUUAGAUGUAGAUGUUUAUGCUGAAUCUUCAAGAUUGGAUGAGAAUAAUGAAGGAAGUUCAUUUGUGGAGAGGAAUUUGUUGGAAGAAGUGAACGAAAUGCAGCUGAUGGAAUUGGAGAAAUGGGUAUCUGAUUGUGGUGGGAUAAAUUCUCUUCUUCGUGUAACUGAUGAUGAAGAGAUUGAAGAAGGAGAAAUUUCAGGGGACUUUGGGGUGUAUGACCAAUCAAUGGAUUUGUUGCUUGAAGACGCUGUAUCAUUAGAAAAGAAGGUGGACGAGGUGCAAAAUUCUGAAGCCAUUAGUAAUGAUGAACAAUUUACUUGUAAGAAACAGAAAGUGGCAAAUCAGGAAGAUACCAAAUCUAAUAAGAAUUUUGUGGAGACAAUUGAUAAUGUGGGUAAGGAAGUAGAAUUAAAAAUUCUAAGUAAUAUGCCAGAGAUAGAGUGUAAGUCGGAAAUUGCUGUUUUUGGGAAAUAUGGUGAGGCUAAACUGGCACAUGGGUAUAACUCUGUGAUAGAAACUGUAAGAAACGAGCAGCAAACUGCUAGAGCUAUUGAGGAGUUCAACCAUCCAGCAGUGCCUGGCAAAAUCUCAAGGGAAAAUGCGACCAAAAAUCAAAGCACUUUAUCCACUGAAAAGGAUGCUGGUGUUCACAAAGAGAAAAAGCGGGGUCCUAAAACCAAGGAAAACAAAGCAAAGAAAAAGCAAAAGGAAAGAAUCAAACGAGCAGAAAAGAAUAGACGUCUUGGUGUUAAAAGGUUAAAAAUCCAACCAAUAUUGAAACCAAAAACAGUAUCAUAUUGCCGUCAUUAUAUGAAGGGAAGAUGCCAAGAGGGUGACAAGUGCAAAUUUUCACAUGAUACAAUACCCUUGACAAAAUCCAAGGCAUGUUGUCAUUUUGCGCGUCACUCAUGCAUGAAAGGCGAUGACUGUCCAUUUGAUCAUCAACUCUCCAAGUAUCCCUGCAACAAUUAUUUGUCCAACGGUUUUUGCAGCAGAGGCCCUGACUGUAUGUUUUCACACGAGAUGCCACUCACAGAAGGUUCCCCAAGCACUACAAAUGCUUCCAAACCUGAGUUGAAGUUCUCAUCCCUGCUAAGGGGUACAAAUUCUGAGAAGCAAUUGAACUUGAAUAAUUCCUUUCAUCAGAAGGUUGAUUCUAGUAAAAACACUAAACAGAAUGUGGUAGAGACUAUACUCAAACGUGCUGUACAGACACAACCCAAGGGAAUAAGCAAGCUUAUGUUUGGGAAAUUGGCACUGGACAAUCCAAGUAAGCUUAAUCAAGUCGGAUCAUCUCCAAUAACAGGUGUUGGUGGUGUCAAAGUUGGUCUUCCGAUGAUCCGUGGUACACCAGAUAUGGCGCAAAACUCAAAUGAGAUUACAAAGAUGACAGCUGCAGUGGAAUCAAAGGGAAUAAACUUCCUGUCAUUUGGCAAAGCUCCUUUAAAGGAUUGUGGUAUUCCAAAAUCAACUUCCUUUGGUGAUUCUAACAAGGAUAAGCAAGCUGCCUCAUCUCCAAAGAAGGAUGUUGGGCUCAAAAUUGGCAAUCAGACGGGCCAAAUCACAAGAGACGUGGUACCCAUCUGGAGUGAGAUUCCAAAGAGAACACCUACUAUGCCACCCCAAGGAAUAAACUUUCUUUCGUUUGGCAAAGUUCCAUUAGAUCAUCCUAAGGAUAAUGAUGUUGUGUCAUCUGUUCAAGAGAGAGAAACUGCACCUAAACGUCAGAUCCCCAGUUCAAAAUCAUGGAAGCAACUAUCUUCUUCACUUCCUUUAGGUCAAUCUGUGGAUCAAUUGACAGAUGAGCAUGGUAAAGACACACCAAGUUCAGCGCUGAAGGCACUCUGGUCAAAUAUGCCAAAUGCAGCUCAGAAGGAACGUCUUUCAAACAUGAGGAACUCAGCACAGAAGGCACUCAUGUCAACGUUAGCUUUUGCAGCUGAGUAUGAGUCUAGAAUUAAGAUGGAUUGUCCUCCUGAUGUCAGCUCCAACUUCAAUAAGGAAAGCAGUAGUUCACAAAAUACUUCAAGGGGGUCUACAAUUUUGGAUUUCUUGUAUGGCAAUGGUAGUAAAACCAAGCAAUAAAGAGAGGUUAAUGUAGUAUUAUACUGCUAAUGAUAGUGAUCCCUACGGUCACUAGUCUUCACCUUCUAUUUUUUUAUAGCAGCAACAAGCUGAUAUAAUAGGCCAAAGGAUUCCUCCUGUAAUUUAUUUUGGGAUGUGAGUGGAUUACAAAGCUGUGUUUUUCCAAAUCAAGGAUUUUUGAAAGGUUCAAAGUUUAUUCUUCUUGUGGCAAGUAUGAUGAGUAGGAUGUUUCAACAAAAAAAAAGUAUGAUGCCUUUGUCUAAAGCACAGAUCAGAAUCAUAUAAUGGAUGCAGCUGGUUGAGGUAUUGGCAUGGUGUGGAGCUUAUUUUUUCUCCCCUUAAUUUGCUUUUAUGCAUAUCCAUUGUAUGAUGUCAACGAGACUCGGUCAAAUUCCUUCCUCUUGAUUAAAAACAGAAGAAAAACAAUUAGAUUUAAACAUUUUGAUUUGUUUUCUCAAAAAUCCAUUAGCUAAACCAACUGCGAUUUAACAUGGUUGGCUAGAACCCUUGAAUUUUAUUAAGAGAUCAAAAGUUCGAUUUUGCCACCUUUUUCCUGGCUACAGCCAACGAUUUUGACAAAAAUUGAGACACUGUAAAGCUAAUAUCUGUGCAACAGUUUUUCAAAAUGUCUUCGAAAUUAAUACUACAUUGUUCAUAGUCAUAAUAGCCUUGAAUUUGAUGGAUGGUAAUAAGAAAAGUC
This is a messenger RNA of Camellia sinensis, 3078 nucleotides long. The record is from RefSeq and is a predicted model, not a curated record. NCBI's taxonomy places the organism in Eukaryota, Viridiplantae, Streptophyta, Magnoliopsida, Ericales, Theaceae.